GGACACAGAGAGCAGAAGUCUCAGACAGAAAUGGCAGUAUAAGGGGGAGAGAGAGAGAGAGUGUGUGUCUGUGACCGGAAGCCAGCUUCUCUGUCCUCAUCUUGUACACGGACAAGAAGAGGAGAUUGAGUCUUGGACGGCUAAAGCUACACUACGAGUAGUAGUGGGGGCGGAGAUACUUAGGAACCAUCUAGAGAGAGAAGAGAAGUUUAUAUGGGUGGUGGAGGAGGCCUUGUGCUGUGGCUCACCAUUUCUCCGGCUUUCUUAUUCUUGGUGGUGGUUGCUACUCUUACUCUGCCGGCGUUGGUGGAGUCGGCAUGUGGGAGCAAUGCGGUGGUGUUCAACUUCGGCGAUUCAAACUCCGACACCGGCGGCCUCAUGGCCGGUCUCGGCUACCAAAUCUUUCCGCCGGAGGGCCGCCUAUUCUUCCACCGCUCCACCGGCCGCCUCUGCGACGGCCGCCUCAUCCUCGACUUCCUCUGUGAAAGCUUGCACAUGAGUUAUCUGAGCCCAUAUUUGGAAUCAGUGGGAUCAGAUUUUAGAAAUGGAGCAAAUUUCGCCAUUGCUGGUUCGACGGCACUGCCACCAGAUAUUCCUUUCUCUUUGCACAUUCAAGUGAAUCAGUUCCUUCGAUUCAAAGCUCGAUCUUUGGAGCUCAUUGCUCAAGGUUCAAAAGGUCUUAUCAAUGAGGAGGGGUUUCACAAGGCACUCUAUGCCAUUGACAUUGGGCAGAAUGAUCUAUCCGCUGCCUUCGGUGCGAAUUUACCCUUUGAUCAAGUCAUCCAAAGGAUCCCAUCUGUUAUUUCUGAAAUUCAAACUGCUGUUAAGACUUUGUACAGUAGUGGUGGCAAAAGCUUUUGGAUCCACAACACUGGUCCUCUGGGGUGCUUGCCUCAAAAGCUUUCUUUGCCACGGAAAGAUAGCAGCAGUCUUGAUCGAUAUGGUUGUCUCGUGCCCUUCAACAAUGCUGCCAAGGAAUUCAAUGCCCAAUUGAACAUUCUCUGCGAUGAGUUGAGAUCUGAGUUGAAUGAUGCCACCAUUGUCUACACUGAUAUCUUCACCAUUAAGUAUGAUAUUAUUGCAAAUCAUGCUACAUAUGGUUUUGAGAACCCAUUGAUGGCAUGUUGCGGCUACGGCGGACCUCCAUAUAACUUCAAUCAGAAUAUAACCUGUGGUAAUGCAGCCUGCCCGGUCUGCCCUGAAGGUUCGAAGUAUGUGAACUGGGAUGGAGUUCAUUAUGCAGAGGCUGCUAAUGCCAUAGUGGCUUCUAAAAUACUUACUACUGAGUACUCUAAACCCAAGGUUAAAUUUGGUUUCUUCUGCACUGCUUGAUCCUUGGCAAUUAUCUACGAUGAUAUAGAUUUUGUCUUGAAUUGUAUCUAGACCAAACCUACUGCAAGUUCAAUAUUGCGCAAGGCUAAGAAAUACGAACUGUAUCAAUGCAUACAAGAAAGAAUGUCAAUAAAAAGCACAACGAUAUAUUUAUCUGGUUAAGCUUUU
Molecule: messenger RNA, 1500 nt
Organism: Phoenix dactylifera (date palm)
Lineage: Eukaryota; Viridiplantae; Streptophyta; Magnoliopsida; Arecales; Arecaceae
Product: GDSL esterase/lipase LIP-4-like
Molecular function (GO): hydrolase activity, acting on ester bonds
Source: RefSeq, a predicted model, not a curated record